CACAACUUUUUCUGAUUUCUUUACGAAAAUGUCCGAAAAAUUAUAAAUCCUUUGUGUUUUUGACUAGCUUUACGUCAUGUCUAUUGUUCCGGAGAAUAUCGAGGGAUUCGUAUGUGGGCAAGCAGUUAAAACAGUUUUCCGAGAAAUCGUAGUUGGCGACCGCCAUAUUGGAUCCUUCCGAGAUUAAGACUCACCUUGUUUGCUCUCUAUACAAUCAGUCAUUUAACGUGUCGAAAAUUAGUUUUCAUAUUUGUUAUUCUGUGUUGAAGAUUUUUUAGGUUUUUGUGCCGUCUAUUUUGUUUUGUUUUCGGGCAAUGCCCCCGAAAGCUGUGUGUUCGUGCGCCAAGCAUGAGGAAUGGCAUCACGCCGAGCAAAUCGAAAUGCGAGUUGCGAAUUUUUACGAACUAAACUUCUGCUCUCCUGAUACGAAGCAUGGAAAGAGGAAGAGGCAUAUUUGUGUUGCUUGCCGAGGUCGCAUUAGUGUGGAGGAAAAAUGCCGAAAAUUAACAGCCGAGACAGAUUCAGUUGCUCGUGAUUUGGAUAUUCAGCAAUCUGCAUCCUCAUGUAUGGGGACCCUCUGUUUGCCACCGAAGCCCAAAUUCAAACAGGAUUUGGAUAUCCAACAGCCUGCACCAGUAGAAAUUGACUGUGGAUGUGACAUGUCAGAAUCCCAAAUUCAAACAAUCGUAACAAAUGCAGACAAAAGCAAGAAUUCCGAGGUGAAUUUGUCGAGAGGGACCCAAGUGCCUAAUCUUCCCUUGAGGCCUUACCAGGAAGCCCAAGAUCGAACAAAGAGGGACAUGCGUUCAGAAAUCAUGGAGACACUUAAGUCAGUGGCACUUAAGUAUGUUCACUUUGAGCCUGGGCAACCAUUAGUCCAACUUAUGGAGGACAUUCUGCAAAGCAGUAGUUGGAAGCAGCUGUUUGUUACAUUGCAGCAACCUUCGCCUCAUGCAGAUCAGUUUCUUCAGGCCUUAGCUAAAGAAUUCAAAAGCUGCAAGGAUAAGGAGGCUCGAAAACAAGCAAAGAAAAAUUCAAAAGGACAGAAACAAAAACUUUUGAUUGGCAACACCAAGGACAAGAGUAAAAUUGCUAUGUUUGGAGACACACCAUUAGAUGUCAGCUCACGGGUUGAAGCAGCCAAAAAGAUUGGCAGAUUACGUCAUUAUUCCAGUGCUCUUCCAACACCAUCACAGCAGCAAGAGUACAUUGCAUCUUGUUUGGACGUGGUGGUGUACCACCUGGCGACUGAAAAUUUACUAGGCAGCGGGUCAGCCCACAAAUUCUGCAAGAAUUGACAGAACUCCUCACCCGGGAUGACAUUGCCAGAGCGUCAUCUUGCCGUGGAGUCUUGGUGAAUGGGAAAGAAACAGCUCUGCGUUACUGGCAAGAUUCCCUGAAGGACCUUUGUUUACACUCAUUUGCCAAAAAGCUUUCGCACUAACACUAUGCUGGCAGGUCUCUGCAAUUUGUGUGAUGACUUUGGUCACACAAACUUUGAUGCAAUGUGCGAACUUGUCCACAAAAUUGCUAACCUUGGAGGGGGAGAGUCAAACUCUUUUGACCCUGCCAUGGUGGUCAAGGAGCUAACGGACCAUCACACAUUCCUUAUAAGGAAUUACUCCAAGUUAGCAGAAAGACACUUUCUUGCUUAGAGCUUUGUCUUGCUUAUGCAUUUGGGACUUGUUCUGAGGAGCACCCCGAUAGUAUGCAAGAAAUGACAAAGUUUUAUCAAGUUUGUGAUAAGCUAACUACUUCACUGCAGAAUUCAACUAAUUCCACUGAAAGUGAAAAGAUUGAAAAUUAUCUUCAAGAAUCAAUCAACACACAGUGUAGUUAUGUUUCGCAUUUUUUGCGGACAAAACAUCAAGCUGAUUUCUACAAGUUUGCCUUGAGGCACUUCAAGCCUGGAGAAUGUGUUACUGUCAUGGACUAUAAAAUUAAGUUGGAACUUGGCAUGCGAACACGAGAGAACCAACGCAAUUGGUAUGGAAAACGGGGCAUUUCACUCCAUGGGUUUUAUGUUAUUGCCCAAGUACUACCAGACCAGCGAUCUGCAGAAAUGAUAGACCUGUGGUGUGAAGACACAAAACAGGACACGUGGUUCACACAGAGUGCUCUGGAUAUUGGCUUUCGCUGGCUUGAGUCUGCAUUUCCUGGAUUCAAGGUGUAUUUGUUUUCUGACAACGGGCCCCACCACCACAAUACCAGCUUGUUGGUCUACUUGGUAGAAGUGAACCAAUGCUUUGAUGUGUCUCUGGUUGAGUACAAUAAUUUUGAGGCAGGGGAAGGCAAAACCGUGUUGCACACCCAUUUUGCCCACAUUAGCCACAAGAUUGUGCGCUGGGUACGUGUUGGAAAUGACCUGGAAACUGGUGAACAAUUGGCAGAACUUGUUUCGAGCAUCAAGAAUACAUCUUCCUUUGAGCUCUUGAUUGACAGAGGAAAAGCACCAAAGAAAAUGGGUACCCUCAAGGACAUCUCCUUGUAUGGUAGCUUCACUUUUCCUCUAGAAGGCGAUUAUGCUGGAGGCUUGGUGGCCAGAUCUUUGGCAGGAGUCGGAAAGGAGGUAAAGACAACCAAGGUCCAAUUACAGUCACUUUCUGGAAGAACAGUUCCUCUUGCUGGAGCUACUGGAGCUACCAUCCAUCAACAAAUUACUCCAACAGAACGAGCAGAAACCCAGUGCACUGUGCCUGCUACUGCAUACAGUAUCAAUCUUGUGCAACAUGUACCUGAGCCCCUCAUUACUGCAAACAAGGCCAGGGAGGAUCAUUAUGUUCACAAAGAGAAGCAAUCACCAGAGGGGUUUGCCAUCAAGUAGCGAAAUGGUAAGCGGGUGACAUUUACCAUGGCACAAAAGGAGAUAAUGGUCCAAUUCUAUGACCGUCAGGCCACUCAGGGAAUUCGUGCCAACCCUAAAGAUGCCAUUGAGGUGAUGAAGCAGUGUGGAAUAGAGCCACUGAAAGAAAGCCAAAUCCGCAGCUGGCGGAGCACCUCUCACCAAAAGAGAAAGAAUGCCGCCAAUGCCCUGGCUGAAGAAAUGGCAACAUGUAGCAUCCCCUAAUCAAGAAAUCAACAGUCCAACGCUGUUGAGCCAAACACCCAGCAAACAGAACCUGAUCAACCAGUCAUGGAUCACUCAGAUGUAAGGCCAAGCCUUGUCAGGGAAGGUGAAACAUUGACUACACAGGUUAGAGAGGAAGCGUGCCCCCAGCAAAGCCCUGAACAUUUGCCACAAGGAAGCAACAGCCUGCAUACUCCUGCCUUUUUUAGGAGUGGCAAUUUCCACUACAACUGAGCCAAUCUACCAUAAAUGGUAUGUUAUGGAGAGCGCCCAUAUUUUUCUAGAGUGCGUUGCGUUACGUAAUUAUUAAAAAUAGAACGAAGAAGUUUCUAGAACAUUUAGUUAUGAUGACUAAGCGAGAACUUUAAGGAGAACCUUCUAGAACCGUGACUCAGCAUAUUUUUGUUAUGAUGUAAUCAUAGUGUAAUGUUUCUAAAAAUAGCAAUAUUACAGAUCUCUAGAACAUUCUAGAACUUUUCUGAAAGAUAUAUAAGGAGUCACGCUAGCUUAAAGAAAAAGGCCUUUUAGUGAGCUAUAACUGCUGUUGCGAAGAGCCCAGAGGAGCGAGAGCCGGACAGAGUUGUUUACUGGAAUUGAAAGCCGUGUGGAAGGCUACGUGAGAGAAAGAAUUACGGACG
Stylophora pistillata is the source of this 3705-nucleotide messenger RNA. RefSeq lists its product as uncharacterized. Lineage: Eukaryota; Metazoa; Cnidaria; Anthozoa; Scleractinia; Pocilloporidae. The record is from RefSeq and is a predicted model, not a curated record.